GCCUCGAUAUGCGGUAUCGGCUUUACCUGCUGUCAUCUGCUGUCGUCUAGGAAUGACGUCAGUUAUGGGUUUGAGUGGGCAUUGUUGGAAUUAAUGCAAGCGCAUAGUUUACUUUUAUUUCCUCAAAAAUAAUUUAGACAGGAACUUUAAACAGAAAUACCUGACGUAAUAUUAUGGCCACUUCAGAAAUGGAUGGGAAGAAUAGUGAUGUCAAGUUCAACAUGUGUGCGGUACAUGAUGCUUUUUCCGCGUGUCUUCUGGAAGAUGAUGAUGUGGAAAUGGACAGCUACUUAUUAGCUUACAAAGAAUUAUAUAUUUUUUUUCAGCUUAUGGGAAAAGUAUUUGCCUUUGUUGCAUCAGAUGUCAAGAGCAAAAUAGAAAUUCUUGAAGAACUUCGUCAAGGUGAAAAUGGAGAACAUUUUUCAACUUUAAAGAAAAUGAUUAGAUAUGAAAGUGAAAAUGGACUUUUAAAUAAAUCUGGUUACACUUCUGGUAGUCGUACCUUGCUGCGACUGCACAGAGGAUUAGAUUUCAUCAAGCUAUUCCUGCAGAAAGUAAGUGAACUUCAAGAUGAAGAUAAGACAUGUGGAGUUUGUCAAGAAGCUUACAAUUCUACACUAGCCAAUUUUCAUCCCUGGAUUAUACGGAAGGGAGCAACUGUGGCAAUGUAUGCUCUUCCUUCCAGAGAGGGCUUACUGCAGAAGGUAUGUGGUCCUGAUGAAGUACAAGAUGCAAUAGAUAUUCUGCCCAAGAUGUUGCAAGUGACAGGUGAUGCCUAUGAUCGCACUCAGAAACAUUAUACUGAAAAUGAUCUCCAUGGUCUGCCUUAGCUUGCUUCUGUGACACAAUGCCCAUCUUAUUUUAUUAAAUUUCCUCUUAAACACGUCACUCGAUGUCAUAUACAGCAAUAUCAGAAUCUUAAUUUGGAUAAUCUGCGGUACAUAAUGGGAGUGGGAUUGUGAAAGAGUACUUCUGUGAAUUCACACUUUGAUGUUUUUUUUUGCCGAGUUUUACUUAUAUUGCUUAGAAUGGAGAGCUGUUUUUUUUUUGUUGAGUUUUACUUAUAUUGCUUAGAAUGGAGAGCUGUUUUUUUUUGUUGAGUUUUACUUAUAUUGCUUAGAAUGGAGAGCUUAAACAAAACUGUGCAUCGAAAGAAAAUUCACAGUAAUAAAACCUUUCUGUGAAAAAUGUGUAGUAUUUUUUUAACAGAUCAGAUUCUCUUCCAUACAAUAUAUUUCUGCUCCUAAAAUGGUUGCCUCACAUGAAGUAUGUAACAAAUUAACUGCUGCAUGAAUGCUCAAAAAUAUUUUAUUUCUUAAGAUGAAAA
Messenger RNA from Cryptotermes secundus, 1327 nucleotides. RefSeq names its product ceramide-1-phosphate transfer protein. Bases 174 to 830 code for a protein of 218 amino acids. The transcript is spliced from 4 exons. Lineage: Eukaryota; Metazoa; Arthropoda; Insecta; Blattodea; Kalotermitidae. Gene Ontology annotation, biological process: intermembrane lipid transfer; ceramide transport. The record is from RefSeq and is a predicted model, not a curated record. Gene Ontology annotation, molecular function: ceramide 1-phosphate binding; ceramide 1-phosphate transfer activity. Gene Ontology annotation, cellular component: membrane; cytoplasm; cytosol.